Drepanopeziza brunnea f. sp. 'multigermtubi' MB_m1 is the source of this 2094-nucleotide messenger RNA. The record is from RefSeq and is a predicted model, not a curated record. Lineage: Eukaryota; Fungi; Ascomycota; Leotiomycetes; Helotiales; Drepanopezizaceae.
AUGGUCUCCGCUAUCUUGGAACAGCGAGAGAGUGAGCACACAGGAUGUAAUCUUGGAUACCUUGAAAGCGAUAACUCGGGGAGAUUUAGGUCAUACGCUAAGAACAGGGAAGACAUCGAGAGGAUUGAGGAGAGGAGGGAGAUGAAUCCGGAUAUGGAUGCCAUCUACCUGCUGUCUCCACAGCCACAUAUCGUCGACUGCCUCCUCGCCGAUUUCGAGCGCCGAAGAUACAGGAAGUCAUUUCUAGUAUGGACCGCCCUUCUGGACCCUCAGAUGCGCCGUCGACUGGACGUAUCGAAGCAAGUGCAAGAACAAAUGGCAGGAUUUGAGACGCUAUCCAUCGAUUUCUUCCCCCGCGAAUCGCAUCUGAUAACAUUCCGUGAUCCCUGGAGUUUCCCGAUAUUAUACCACCCUGCAUGCAAUAGUCUUGUACUCAGUCAUAUGCAAUUGCUCUCGCAGAAGGAGGAGCUCGAUGCAUAUGCCAAAUUCAAUCAGAACUGGCCUCCCCCUUCGACACGGCCGCAAGGCGUGCUUGUCAUUACCGACCGAUCAAUGGACAUCAUGGCCCCCCUGAUUCACGAAUUCACAUAUCAAGCCAUGGCUCACGAUUUGCUGCCUAUAAAAGACGGAGAAAAAACCUUUUACAGGACAGUCGUUAAUGAGGGAACAGGACAAGCAGAGGAGAAGGAUAUGGAGAUUGGAGAGAAAGACAAAAUCUGGGUCAACAACAGGCACAUGCACAUGAAAGAUACGAUUGAGAAAUUGAUGGGCGAUUUCCAAAAGUUUAUUGACGAUAAUCCUAAUUUCACCAAUUCGGAGGAUGCGACCAGUUUAAAUGCGAUCAAGGAUAUGCUAGCAGGGCUGCCUCAGUUCCAAGAGAUGAAGGAAGCUUACUCGCUGCAUUUAAGCAUGGCUCAAGAGUGCAUGAACAUCUUUCAACAACGAAAACUUCCAGAUAUCGCUUCGGUGGAGCAAACACUUGCGACGGGGCUGGAUGAGGACUUCCGGAAACCGAAGAAUCUAUUGGACCAGGUUGUACGGCUACUAGAUGAUGAGAGUAUUGGACCCGCAGACCGGUUGCGCCUCAUUAUGCUCUACAUAAUUUUCCGAGAUGGCAUGAUCCAAAAUGACAUCCAGCGACUCCUCGCGCAUGCAGGACUUCCACCCCAAGAUGCCGAAGUUAUCACCAAUCUGGACCUGAUUGGUGCGCAUACUAUCAAAACGAAUCUGAAAGAUGUGAAGCCUCCGCCUCAACCACUCUUCCCCACAAAGGCUGCUUCUUUGGCACAAAACGAAGAAUACGCUCUCUCGAGAUUCGAGCCCAUGGUAAAGUUGAUGCUUGAGGGCAUCUCGAAGGGAAAUUUGGACCAAAUGACAUUUCCUUACAUCAGACCACCGAUCGACAACUCAGACGAGCUGGCAGCUCAACAGCAGACGUCGCUCAGAAGUGCGAAACCCACCUGGGCACGGAAUCGUACGUCCAAUGUAGAGAGUCGGCAAAGGAUAAUUGUUUUCAUCGCUGGUGGCGCAACAUACUCGGAAUCUCGAGCCUGCUACGAAGUCUCGAAAGCAACAGGCAAAGAUAUCUUCCUUGCAACAAGUCACAUGGUCACUCCAGCACUUUACGUCCGACAAGUUGGCGACUUGACCGCAGACCGGAGAGUAUUAGAUCUACCUAUUGACAGACCGAAGCCAAAAGCGCCCGAUCAUCUGUUUGCACGCAAUGAUCCUCGGCCAGCGGCUCCUCCUGCUGGGCCUGGUAUUAGGCCUGGAAUGAGGGGCCUUCCGGGUGGUCCUGGUGGACCUGCACAAAUAAGGAGUCCAGGCCCUCCACCUCCCCCCCAGAAGAGUCCAUCGUAUAAUACUAGACCCAACCCAUAUGAUAGACCCGCACCACAGCCUCCUACAGCCGCAUUAGCUAAUAUGAGCAUGAACAAUUCCUCUCCUGGUGGAUCAAUACCUUUGAAUGGUGCUAAUGGAGCUCAAUCGACACCGAGCCACGGGAAGCUAGAUAAGAAGAGCAAAAACAAGGGCAAUGGAGAGGGCGGGGAGAAGGAGAAGAAGAAGCGGGGCUUCUUUGGGCAGAAGAAAUGA